AUGGAUGAAAUUCGCAAGCGAAAGUUGCCCUUCAUCGGGGAUGAUGGUCAACAGCGCUAUCCGUCUUCAACCCCACUACCAGAAGAGAUCGACAAGGACGAUGAGAUCUGUUUUGGAUCUAUUAUCGAUGUUAAAACUCAGUUAUGUGGUUCAGAUGGGUUGUCUGAUUUUCCCAUAGCCCCGGAACUUGAAGAGCAACCAUUUGAUCUUCUACGUGAAGGAGACUUCUUUUCACUCACAAAUGGCCAAUCAAAGAUUUCUCUCCUAGAUAAGAAGAAAAGCAGUGACCUUUCUGAACUCACAGAAGCUUUUGAAGUUCGGCUUCAGGCCUUCACUUCAACCAGCCAUAUUCUUGACAUUAUCCAUUUUUUGGAAGAAGGCACUAGGGGAAGCCCUGAAAAGUCAUUAUCAGUUGAGAUCAAUAUAUAUGGUUCUGAGAGAGAUGCGAAAGAAGUGGGAAUUCUUCUCGGCAACACCCAGAAUUUUCUACAGCCUCCUCGCUAUGGAGUCGAGAAGAUGACAUACAAGAACCCUCAAAUUCUUUCAAUAGCUGGCUUUUCAGAUGAAACCCGCAUCCCUCCUAUUUUUAUUUACGAGAAUGAUGGAGAUAACUCAUCCCAUGACGAUGAACAAACUGUGUCACAGGAUGAUGAUGUUGAUAACGUUGAUGACUUUUUGGACACUGGAUUAAGGCACGAGUCAAGAGCUAACAUAUCAGUCGAUCGCCGUAUUCAAACUGAACUUCGCGAGCACCAAAAAGAAGCAGUUGACUUUAUUUCUCGCCGAGAGCGGGGAGAAAUGCCUGAAGAGCAGAGUCUUUGGAAAUACAAUGAUGAGGAUGAGGAUGAGCCAUUCUAUCAACAUGUCUUGAAUGGAGAAAGGAAAAGUCAGCCCAGUCAUGCUCGAGGUGGGAUCCUUGCCGACGAGAUGGGUCUGGGUAAGACCUUGGUAAUAUUGUCAGUCAUAGCCGGGACACUUGCUCUCGCAAAGGAAUUCGAAGGACUCGACAUAGAAGAAUCUCAGCCACAGAUCGAGCCGCAGAUCCAGCCACAACCAAAAUUGAACUCGCAAGCGACCCUCAUUUUGGUUCCGUCCACUCUUAUUAUAGAUAACUGGGUUAAGGAAAUUCGAAAGCAUUCCUUUCCGUCAAGCUUAGUCUUUCAUAAGCAUAUUGGGCAGGACAGAUAUUUAGAGAAGGAAUUCCUUCGCAAAAGGGCUAUUGUAUUCACAACAUACGCGACUCUUGCAACUGAGGUCCGUCGUGAGGCCAGCUUUUUGUCAAAUAUCAAUUGGUUUCGAAUUGUUCUUGAUGAAGCCCACUAUAUCAGAAACCGGGCAACAAAGCAGUUUCUUGCUGUUACAAGGUUAUCCGCCCAGAACCGAUGGUGUCUCACCGGAACGCCUAUCCAGAAUGAUAUCGAAGAUUUGGGAGCACUCAUCGCUUUUCUCAAAGUCCCAGUACUAGAAAGACCCUCUACAUUCCGCAAGCUGAUUUCACACCCAAUCUCAUCUAAUGCGAGGUAUCGUUUCAAGAAUAUGCAAACUCUUCUUCAUGCAGUCUGUAUCAGACGAACCAGAGGCCUUUUGGAAAUCCCCGAGCCUAUCAUCCAAGUGAAACAAUUGCCAAUGUCACAGUUAGAAAGAUCUCAGUACCGCGAGCUCCUUCAUGAUUGCAAAAUGAAAAUUGACAUGGCGGUCAGUGGUAUUAGUCGCCAGCAGAAGGGGAGACCUAACUCGACUGUUCUGGAAUCCCUGCUUGCACUUCGCCUCUUUUGCAACAACGGCAAAGCGAUAACUAACAUGCCCGUGGAUUUGGAUGAAGCUUUCUCUCUUCUUCAGCAAGCAGGAGAUGAUAUAUGUGCUUACUGUGACAGAAGGGUCCAUGGUCUGAGCGGCUCUCCCGAAGCCACUGGGCUUGAUGAAGCUGUGAUUAUUCCCAACUGUGGACAUCUAGUUUGUCAAGCCUGUUUACCCGAUUACUUGGAGAAGAAGGACAAAUGCCCUGCUUGUGUACUUCACUCAACUUCUUCCAAUGCCCAGAGUAAGACAUUGCGUCAGGCGGCGCAACAGGAGACCCCAACUAGACAGAACUCCGGUACCUUUUCCGAAAGAUAUCCCACAAAGCUGCGCGCUCUUCUGGAUGACAUUAUUCAAAAUCGGUCUCAAAGAUGUAUUGUUUUUUCAAGCUGGAGGAAAUCCCUCGCCAUCAUCUCGGAACUCCUUUCAAGCCACCACAUAGCUUUCAGCAUGAUAGAUGGAUCGCUUCCACUACCAAAACGACAACAGGCCCUGGCAGCUUACGAGGGCACAAAUGAUACAAAUGUUCUUCUGAUGACUCUUGGAACCGGUGCCGUAGGACUUGACCUUGUGUCAUCAUCUUGUAUCUAUCUGCUUGAACCACAAUGGAAUCCCUCCAUCGAAGAGCAGGCAAUUGGAAGGGCGUUACGACUUGGUCAGGUCUCACAAGUCAGGAUCGUGCGAUACAUCAUGGAAGGCACCGUCGAAGAGAGCAAUGUCCUAUCCCGUCAGCGCAAAAAGCGUCAGCUCGCAGGUGGUGGAUUUAAGAAGCGAAACCAGGAAGAUCUCGAAUUAUUAAAGGAACACGUCAAUAAGGAGACCGAGUUGGACUAUCACAACGCUGACUAUGACAUGAUCAUCGACGGGUAA
Penicillium cosmopolitanum is the source of this 2667-nucleotide messenger RNA. RefSeq lists its product as uncharacterized. The transcript has 10 exons. NCBI's taxonomy places the organism in Eukaryota, Fungi, Ascomycota, Eurotiomycetes, Eurotiales, Aspergillaceae. The record is from RefSeq and is a predicted model, not a curated record. Gene Ontology annotation, molecular function: ATP binding; ATP-dependent chromatin remodeler activity. Bases 1 to 2667 code for a protein of 888 amino acids.